Messenger RNA from Entamoeba invadens IP1, 1700 nucleotides. RefSeq lists its product as hypothetical. Lineage: Eukaryota; Evosea; Mastigamoebida; Endamoebidae. The transcript has 4 exons. The annotation marks the transcript as partial. The record is from RefSeq and is a predicted model, not a curated record.
AUGUCACAUUUGAAUGACGACAAAAACACGUAUUACAUCCAAGGGGUAAUACCCGGGUCCAAUAUAAGUGGUAUGGAUUUUGUCAUCACAACUCGAGACGGUGUGUCACGACCAAAUAUGGUGCAAUCAAAUUCAACGGUUAUAAUCAUUCAUAACAAAGUGUUUGAAACGUAUAACAUCUCAGGAAUACCACCAUAUCAAAUGUCUUCUGAGAAACACGAUUUCAUGGACACGGACACUGACGUUACUUUAGUCCAUCGAAGUAUUCAAGAUGAUAUCAUCUUCUUGUGUAAUAACUCGAAAUUAAAUAUGUAUAACGUGUUGAUGCAAUAUCAAAGUGGGUCGAAUAUCAAUUGUGGGAGUUCAUUAUCAGGAGGAGAUAAUAUGAUCGCUGUGAAAGGAAACGAUUCCAUAACACGACUUUAUUGGCUGUCCAAAACACUUUCGUUGUCGUUUUAUGCCCAAGUCAAAUAUCCAAAUUCAACAACAAUUAAUAACGACCCCAUUCGGAUGAAUAAAUUUAAUGUACUAUAUGCCCCUAUCACGGAUUCAAAUAAAGUACAAGUUAACUCCCCAAAUGACUUUUAUAAAAAUGAAGAGAAUCUUGUGGUACCCUUUUACUCUUCAAAUUACUCAAAUGCUUUCUAUAACACACUUGGGUCUCAAUUAGUAUAUACAUAUGGCAGCUUAGUCUUAAUCGGAACACCUUUUGCAUCUUCAAAUUCUCUCACAAAUAAUGGAGGCGCUCGACUCUAUUUCGACUAUUAUUUAUCCGCUGAACCAGUCAGGUUUAAACUUAUCACAACAUUUGCCGGAGGGGAUGUGUCUAACACAUUCACUGGAUGGAGCGUUGGUAUGCGGAGUGGGUAUGUGUUCAUAGGAGGAGCUGUUAAUAGCACCAACAAAGGUGUUGACAUUAAUUCUAUUAUGAUCAAUGUAACAAAUAUAUUAGUGAAUUACUGUGUAGGAUCUGUCUGUGCGUGUCCAUCUGGUUAUAUAUUUGUUGAUGGCGAUUGUCUUUCAAGUCUAGACACGAGUCAUAUGAUUUUAACUGUAUGUUGUAUUGGAGUUGGAGUGUUUAUAUACAUUGUUAUUCUUAUCGUAUUAUUAGAUGGAUAUUAUGAAGCUUUAUCUGACACUGGUGCGAGUACAAUGACAUUUACUGUAUCUCCGUCUGACUUUAUGCUUCAAGGGAAAGUGUGUGAAGAGCAAACAGUCCACUUGUAUAUCACAAACACGACGUCAGAGUCCGAAACGUUUUCUGUUCGAUGUGAGAAGUGUUGUUUACAAGUCACGACAAAUGAGAUAGUUGUUCCUGCUCGAACGACAGAAGAGUGCUCUUUCAACAUCAUUCCGAUGAGUACACGUGUGAGCGCCUAUUUGUUUAUUGGGACUGAUAUCAUCAAUGAAGUCAAAAUAGAAGCCAAAUUUCAAAGUCAUGAAGAUUUGGAUGUUGAGUGUAGUGAAUAUCUCUUGUUGUUUACAGGAGAUGAUGUCAACAUCCUUCAAAGUCCACCACUUUCUCUGGACUUAUCAAGAAAAGUGCUUGACAGACUUUCUCAAACAAAAUCGGCUCACAAUUUAGUUCAAGUCAAGAAGUGUUCAAUUCACCCCAAUUUUGUUAUCGCGGCGGAGAAAUGUCGUGUUGUGGUAUUAUCCGAUGACAUAUUAAAAGUCUUCAAAGGGACUGCUUUGGGGUU